GGAAGGAGGAAAAUGCCCAGCGAGGAUUUUCACUUACUUCCUCGGACUAAGCUUUGUUGAUGGGCGGUUGGCUCCACCUUCCUCCCUGGAAGACUCCAGCAGACAGGCGGGUGAGCCAGUUCACCUCUUCACCGCCGGUUAGGAGAGCAGACGUCCAGGCCGCUCAGAGUCCUCCACUCAGAGCAUCGCUGGAUACGGCGCUGCACGUCUGCGGGCAUUUGGCGGCCUUUUGUUUCACAAGUUGAAGGAACCCAACUGAAGGGCUUAGAGAGAGGAGCGCACUUGAAGGUGAUAUUCGGACUGGAUUUACCAAUGGAUCAGACAUGAUUUGGUUUGUUUCUUCAGGGAUUCUCAUGGCUUUGUAGUCACUCGCAAAUCCCCUUUUUUUCAAUUCCAAGCAACAACAGACAACUCUGGUGCCAACAUGCAGAAGCAGGUGGAGGUGAGGAUGCAUGAGAGCCAGCUGGAGCCGGUGGAGAAGACCGAGGAGUCGGCGUGCGGCGGCUGCUGCGACAAGAUCAUGAACAACAUGGUGCUGACGCUGACCAUCCUGGGUGUGUUUCUGGGCUCCAUCUCCGGCAUGCUGCUGCGUCACAUCGCUCCGCUCCCCCCUGACGUGGUCAUGAUCAUCUCGUUCCCUGGAGAGAUCCUGAUGAGGAUGCUGAAGAUGCUGAUCCUGCCGCUGGUGGUGUCCAGUCUGGUCACAGGUGGGAGAGGGUCUAACGAAGGGCCCCCACAGGGCAACGGCUGGUUUAUCUAUCACACAGAGAUGGUGACGGUAGAACAGCAGUUAUCAUGA
Messenger RNA from Gadus macrocephalus (Pacific cod), 799 nucleotides. Its product is annotated as excitatory amino acid transporter 2-like. Gene Ontology annotation, cellular component: plasma membrane. Gene Ontology annotation, biological process: L-glutamate transmembrane transport. Bases 425 to 799 code for a protein of 124 amino acids. The record is from RefSeq and is a predicted model, not a curated record. Lineage: Eukaryota; Metazoa; Chordata; Actinopteri; Gadiformes; Gadidae. The transcript is spliced from 3 exons. Gene Ontology annotation, molecular function: neutral L-amino acid transmembrane transporter activity; glutamate:sodium symporter activity; L-glutamate transmembrane transporter activity.